Molecule: messenger RNA, 2540 nt
Organism: Cajanus cajan (pigeon pea)
Lineage: Eukaryota; Viridiplantae; Streptophyta; Magnoliopsida; Fabales; Fabaceae
Product: Pentatricopeptide repeat (PPR-like) superfamily protein
Biological process (GO): mitochondria-nucleus signaling pathway; chloroplast-nucleus signaling pathway
Cellular component (GO): chloroplast
Molecular function (GO): protein binding
Source: RefSeq, a predicted model, not a curated record
UAACGAAACCACAAUCCUCCCUCAACCAAACAACAGUGUUCUCUUCCAAACCACAACUGUGAUGGCCAUUUCCUGUUCUGCAGAAUGGUCUCUUGCUUGCACUAAAUGUUGCAGAACAACCCAUCACGUGCAUGCAUUCACCCCCACGUGCCACUUCCCUUCCUUGUACACUGUCCCACCACGCUUCUUCCAUGUCAAUUUCUCAGCUUCUCCCACACCCAUUUUGGAAGAAGAACCUUCCAACACCCCCAUCAUCCAUGUAGAUGUUAACUUCGCCGAUGUUCAACAAUAUUCCACGCAAGGAACUGAGAACUUGAACGAGUUUCUAUGUGGGCUAUUCGAGGAUCCGAAAACUAAGGAACUUGCAUUUGACUACUACCAAAGGUUGAAAGACAGGCCAGAGUUUAGGCCCGAGAAAUCAAUACUAAAGCAUGUGAUCAGGUACUUGAUGAGAUCGAAGAAAUGGGAUUUCAUUUUAUCAGUUUUAGAAGACUUUAAGGUUUACCAUGUGUUGCCUGAUAGAGCUACUUGCUCUAGGUUGAUUAAGUUUUGCAUUGAACAUAGGAAAUUCAGGCUUGCUGAGGUUCUGCUUGAUGCUUUUAAAUCUGAUAGUAAAGUUGCUUGCUCAGCUUUUAGUUCUGCCAUGAGAAGUUACAAUAAGCUGCAUAUGUUUAGGAGCACUGUUUUGGUCUUUCAGAGAAUGAAAUCCUCUAGUGUUGUUCUGGAUUCAAGAGGCUAUUUACACAUAAUGGAUGCUUACUCUAAACUUGACAAGUGUGAGAGAGUGGUUCAGUUGUUUCAUGAAUUUGAAAGUAGGAAGUUGAGAGGUUCAACAAGGUAUUUAGCUCAGAUAUAUGUGAUUCUGUGUGAGUCAUUAGCGAAGUGUGGAAGAGCUUUUGAAGCACUUGAUUACUUUAGAGAGAUGACUAAGAAAGGGAUUUCAGAACACUCAAUUUACUCUAGUUUGAUAUACUCUUUUGCGAGUUUGCGCGAGGUUGAUGUGGCCGAGGAGCUUCUUAGAGAAGCUAAAAGCAAAACAAUGAUAAAGGACCCUGAGGUCUAUUUAAAGCUUGUGCUUAUGUAUGUUGAAGAAGGUCUGUUGGAGAAGACUUUGGAAGUUGUUGAGGCAAUGGAGGAUGCCGAUGUCAAGGUUUCUGACUGUGUACUAUGCACUGUUGUCAAUGGCUUCAGCAAGAAAAGAGGGUUUUCAGAAGCUGUUAAGGUUUUCGAGGAGCUAAUUUCCAAGGGCUAUGAACCUGGUCAAGUCACCUAUGCUUCAGUUAUAAAUGCAUACUGGCGACUUGGGCAAUACAACAAUGCAGAGAAGGUGUUUUCAGAGAUGGAGGAAAAGGGGUUUGAUAAAUGUGUGUAUGCUUAUUCAAGCAUGAUUGUGAUGUAUGGCAGAACUGGGAGGGUCAGAAGUGCAAUGAGGUUGGUGGCUAAGAUGAAAGAGAGAGGGUGCAAACCAAAUGUGUGGAUCUAUAACUCCUUGAUAGACAUGCAUGGGAGGGACAAGAAUUUGAAGCAACUUGAGAAGGUGUGGAAAGAAAUGAAGAGAAGAAAGGUAGCACCAGAUAAGGUGACUUACACUAGUGUCAUUGGUGCUUAUAGUAAGGCAGGAGAGUUUGAAACCUGUGUGAAGCUUUUCAAUGAGUAUAGGAUGAAUGGGGGGCUAAUUGAUAGGGUCAUGGCAGGAAUAAUGGUUGGUGUGUACUCCAAGGUUGGUCAGGUUGAUGAUCUGGUGAAACUCUUACAGGACAUGAAGACAGAAGGAACAAGACUAGAUCAGAGGCUGUACCAAUCUGCUUGGAAUGCUUUUAAAGAUGCUGGAUUGCAACUUCAGGCAAAAUGGAUGAAAGAGAGCUUCCAAGUGACAUAAGCUCUAUUUGGAUAAACUUUUCUGAAAGAAUUUUGAGGAGAACAAAUUAGGAAGGAAAAAUUAAAUAAACUUCUCCAUAAAUUAAAAUUAGUUUAUACAUGAAUUAUUUUGUAAAAACUCUUUUAUUAGCUUCUUCAAAAUCUUAUUUUAAACUCAUAUAUAAGUUAGUUUAGUUUAUGGAGAAGUUUAUUUUGAUUUUCCUUUCUAUUUUUCUCUUCUACAAGUAUUUUUGAAAAAGUUUAUCCAUGCUCAUAUUGAUGUUUCAAUUGCAAUCAGUGGCCACAUCUGAAGUUGAAAUAUGUGAAACCGGUAAUUUGAUACUUGCUUCUUCUGGCACAUGAGGGGAGAAAAAGAUCUACUAUAGACAUAUAUCAUGUACAGGUUUUGGGGAUAGAAGGCUCUGGCUUGUACAAUUUAGCUAUAUGCCCUUUUUAUUGUAUGCUUCCAAAAUUGUACUCAAGUAACGUCUUUUAAUUGUGACUUUCACAACCCAAGUAAAAGGCCAUUAGAAGCAGCACAGGAUGAAACUGCAUAGGGUGUAAAGUAUUUCUGAAACAAACAUGAUCAUAACAUUUAGUUCAAGAAUAUCUUAUUGAGUGUAGCUAGCAUACUAGCAUAGCAUCCAUUGCAGAGUUAUUCUAUCUGUUGGACAUUCAUUGCA